AUGAGGAGACAGCGCCACUAUGCAGGUUAUUAUCAAUUACUGAGUAAAAUGAUCAGUUUCUCUUCAGUAACCUGGAUCAUGACCAUGUUUAUCCUCCUUCAAAUGAUUUGUUCUAUGGAUCAGAGAUGCAGACUGGAUAUCCCGGCUCUUGAGGGGUUGACGCAGCCAGGAGAUAUCACGAUCGGAGUCCUGAUACCUAUUUUUAUGGAUAAUAUCCACCAAAAUAUUUUCUUCACUGAGAGACCUCCCAGAAUCAUCUGUGCACCAUUUAGGUUGAAUUCCUACCAACAGCUCUUAGCCAUCAAGUUUGCUGCAGAAGAGAUUAACAUGAACCCCAAUGUUCUUGGCAACACAACGUUAGGGCUGCAGGUGUAUAAGACAUGUAAUGUGCCUCACUAUGAGGUACAAGGAGCCUUACACCUAUUAUCUGAAUCCAGCACGGCCAUCCCCAAUUACAGGUGUCAUGGACAAUCAGCCUUCAGCGCGGUUAUAGGAUCAGCCUUAUCCACAAACUCCAUUAUAGUGGCAAAUAUUUUGGGCAUCUUCCGAUAUCCUCAGAUCAGUGCAUUGUCAACUAUCUCUCUCCUAAGUAAUAGAAUAAAGUUUCCCUCCUUCGUCAGGACUGUUCCCAGUGACAAGGGACAGUCCAGGGGACUGGCUAAGCUUAUUCUGCACUUUGGUUGGAUAUGGGUCGGUCUGUUGGCUUCAGAAAAUGAUUACGGUCUACAGGGAAUUCAGCCAAUCAGGGAAGAGUUAAUAAAGGCUGGAGCGUGUGUGGCCUUUGCAGAAUAUAUUCGAUUAUCUCAAGCAGACCACAACGCUCCACACAUAGUCAAAAUCAUUAAAGAGUCAUCAGUUAAGGUUGUCAUUAUUUUCUCUACUGACGUGGAAUUGGUUCCGAUCAUGAAUGAAAUGAUGAAGCAGCAAAUCAAAGGGAAGAUUUUUGUGGCUAAUGAUGGUUGGUCAAUGACUAAUUUGUUCUCAGCUGGAAUAUUUUCUCAGAUUUUAUCAGGAUCCAUCGGUUUAUUUACACACAAUAGAGUUAUUCCAGGAUUCAGUGACUACCUCAGUAACGUCCGACCUUCAUUGGUGGAGUCCUGGGUGAACUUAUACUGGGAGAAGCUUUUUAACUGUAAAUUUCUGUAUCAGGAAAACAUAAACGGUUCUCUAGAUCCCACAGUGACAGAGUGCACAGGAGCCGAGAGUAUAGACAACAUCAAGAACAGCUUCAUCUACACCAGCAGUUUAAGCUCUACUCAUGGCUACUACGCUGCUGUCCAUGUGGUGGCCAAAGUGUUUGAAGACCUGAGAAGCUGCACAUCCCAAGCAUUUUCUUAUAUAAUUUGCAAAUACAUUUUAAAUUUUAAACCAUGGCAGCUCCUGCACUAUAUCAGGAAUGUAAGGGUCACACUGAGCAGCGGAAGUGACGUUUAUUUUGAUGAUAAUGGAGACAUCCCUACAGUCUACAACAUUGUGAACUGGCAUCUGACACAAGAAGGGACUAUAGAAGCCAUCAAGGUCGGCAGUUAUGACACCGUCGCUUCUACUGGGCAAUUUGUUACCAUCAACGCAAGUCAGUUGUCUUGGGCUAUGGGGGGAAAAGAGAACCCUCACUCAGUCUGCAGUGAGAGCUGUCCAACAGGUACCAGGAAGGCGGCUAUCAGAGGACGACCUGUGUGCUGUUUUGAAUGUGUCCCCUGUCUACAAGGAGAAAUAUCUAACCAGACAGAUUCCAUUGAUUGCCUGAAGUGUCCGUGGGACCAGUGGCCAAAUCCCCAGAAAACCGUAUGUCUACAGAAGACCAUAGAGUACCUGCACUAUGAGGAUCCAUUAGGAGUGGCAUUGGCAGCAUCAAGCAUUCUUUCCUCUGCCACUGCUGUUUGUAUAUUAAUGCUUUUCAUUAACUCUAAGGACACACCUAUAGUGAAAGCUAACAAUUACUCUCUAAGCUGUCUUCUGCUGGUGUCCCUGUCUUUGUGCUUCCUUUGCUCUUUAGUUUUCAUAGGAUAUCCCCAACUUGAGAAAUGUCUCCUACGCCAAGCUGUUUUUGGAUUGGUAUUUGCCCUUUGUAUCUCUUGUAUUUUGGCAAAAACUAUGAUGGUGGUCUUUGCUUUCAUGGCCACCAGACCAGGCAGCGGGCUGAGGAGAUGGACCACACCUCAAGUGUCCUACAUGAUCAUUUCUACAUGUUUCCUGUUACAGUUCCUAUUGUGUGUCACAUGGCUGUUACUCACCCCUCCUUUCCCACAAUAUAAUAUUCUAACCAAACCUGAACUCAUCAUUGUUGAGUGUAAUGAGGGCUCCACCAUUGCCUUCUGGACCAUGCUGGGUUAUCUCUUUCUUCUGGCCACCGUUAGCUUCAUUGUUGCCUUUCUGGCUCGGAGACUCCCUGACAGCUUCAAUGAGGCCCAGUUUAUUACUUUCAGCAUGCUGGCCUUCCUCAGUGUCUGGGUAUCCUUUAUCCCGGCCUCCCUCAGCGCUCAGGGUAAAUACACCGUGGCCAUGGAAAUAUUUGCCAUCUUGGCUUCCAGUUGGGCUCUGGUGAUCUGCAUGUUCCUGCCUAAAUGUUUCAUCAUAGUGUUCAGACCAGACAUGAACUCCAGGGAACAUCUCAUGAGAAGAGACAGGGAACAGUCUAAUAGCAGGAGGAUAUAG
This is a messenger RNA of Pseudophryne corroboree (corroboree frog), 2655 nucleotides long. RefSeq names its product extracellular calcium-sensing receptor-like. The record is from RefSeq and is a predicted model, not a curated record. The coding region runs from base 1 to 2655 and encodes 884 amino acids. Gene Ontology annotation, biological process: G protein-coupled receptor signaling pathway. The transcript has 7 exons. NCBI's taxonomy places the organism in Eukaryota, Metazoa, Chordata, Amphibia, Anura, Myobatrachidae. Gene Ontology annotation, cellular component: plasma membrane. Gene Ontology annotation, molecular function: G protein-coupled receptor activity.